UUAGUUGCUGUUUCUAUAAAUAUCACGUGACGUACACAGACACGACCGGUCGUCGUAGCGAGAAACACUCUGAGCUAAACAGACUCUUUGGUCUGAAAUACUUACGUAGACUUACAAGUCAGGCAGAGUAAAGCCUCUAUAUACUCAUCAAUUGUUUAUCUAAAGGAGCAGAAUAUUCAAAAUGGCUGAGCCACAGGAAAGGGAGUGUGCUGUGUGCACGAAUGACUUCACCACACCAAAGAUUCUACCCUGUGGUCAUCUCCUGUGUCGAGAAUGUGUCAUUACCUGGAUGGACUCCAAAGCUGAUGCCGGGUGUCCGCUGUGUAGAUGUCCUAUAGUUGAGCAGUCAGAUAGAAGUUCGUCCGUCACUGUUGACGCCCUGCCGACAGACUUUGUGAUGGAAGCGCUGGUGGAGAGCGCUCGUGUGCUGAGUAAAGAUCACCUUUGUUGUGUGUGUGAGGACGUCAGGGCGGACUUCAUCUGUAUGCAGUGUCAGGACAUGAUGUGUUCAGCGUGUGCUAAAGUACACAAGAAGAUGUCCAUCAGCCGUAGUCACGAUGUGGAGAGUGUCAGCACUGUGACACCUGAACGUCUGGCUGCCAGCCGCCCUGCACUGUGUGCUGACCACGGCGACAAACAGGCGGACAGCUUUUGCUUCUGUCACCGACUCGUUGUCUGCAAAUCCUGUAAGGUUCAGAAACACAGUGAAUGUUUAAAAGUAAGCGAUUUUGACUUUGAAAUACAUUCAGCUGAAAACUCACUUACCCACCUAACAAAGAUUCUGGUAGAAGCGGAGCAGAAGCUAGAGCAGGUUAUAGGUCAGGUGACGUCACGUCUACAGGAAGUUGAUGUCAGUGAACAAGAAGACAUGUCGCAAGUAGACAAGAUAUGUGAAUGUCUUCAGACGCUGGUGGAAGAUUUCCGUAUGAGGUUGAUGGAAAAGACUCGUACGUCACAUCUGCAAAUCAGGAAUUCAUUACGUGACGUCAAGACUAACUUUAGCAACCGUCUAGGGAAGGUGACGUCACACAGACACAUUGUGACGCGAGCCACGGCAGUGUCACCACGUCCUGCAGUGAUACACAUGACACAGGCUCUGACAGACAGGGUCAACAGCCUUGACCUUAGCUCUCAUUUUGAAGAUGUGUGGGUGAAGCCCUUGUUAAGUGCGAAAUGGUGUUUAGAAGUUGUGGCACGGAUAGAACAAGAGCUACUGAGGUUGGAGCAACUGAAAACGGAGACAAAGACUUAUUUACCAAGCUCCUCGCAACAAUUGAACGAGGCUAUGAAAGCAGGCCAGAGUUCCUUCUCAAGCUGCUCGUUCAAAGUGGAAAAGACUGAUAAGCAAAUCAAGCCUUACCUGCCAAGUGAUUCUUCAAAAAAGAAAAAGUUUGUAAAGAAAAGCCAGUUGAACCCACAGCCACCAGUCCUUGUGUUCCACGACAACUGCGGAACCAACAUUCGUCUGACGAACGGUAACAGGACCGCGGAGAGGACAGAGCUGAAUACGAUCGAUGACGGGGUGGUUGUGUCACGUGACCCUAUGUUAGCGAACGUCUUGUAUGAAGUCAGAGUGGACGCAGGAUCAAGUGUGUACAACUAUCUAUCACUGGGUGUGACAAGAAUUUCUCCUGCACGCCUCACUGUGACACUGUGGUCUACAGACCUGCAAGACUCCGCUAUCAUCAUGCCCUGUUGGGUCUACCACCAGGGAGAAAGUGCGCCGUUACCGCUCGCAAGUGAACUCAGGAGACUUGAAGUCGGGAGUCGAGUCGGGGUACUGGUGACGUCAUCCAACGACCUUCACCUCUACAUCAACGGACAGGACCAGGGCGUUGCAGCACACAAUGUUACACAACCUUGGUUUGCUGUCUUUGAUAUUGGCAGUUUAGUUACUAAGGUGACAGCGCUUCCUACAUCUUUUAGAACAUAAAGAAUAUCAGAGAACAAGAAGGCUGAGACAAUAAAACAAGAAUAUUUUUGUGAUCGAGGAUGACAUUAACCUGGGCGUUGACAUUACCAAUGAGAGCUCCAGUGAAUUUGUUUCGUUAACCUGAUUGCUAUCCAAAACAAGACGAGUACACAUUGCAUCUGUGUAGGAUUUUUUCCAGUUGAAAGACAUUAGCAAAUAAAAAAAAGCUGGACGAGCUACCUUCUCCCCACCCACACACACACACAUAAAGAAAAGAGGGAAAACAAAUUCUUAGCAUGAAGAGAAGUUGGAUUAUAUAUUAUAUAUUAUUAUUUAUUUUGGAUUUCUAUUUUGUUUUGUUUUUCUCUUCUGUUUGUGCCUAUUCUUCGUAUCAGCCUGGGGUUCAUCGACUUGCGCUGAGUUGGAUAUAACUUCAAGAAGUGAAAACUUUGUGUACUUUUCACGUGGAUAUAUUGUGUAAGUUAGAACUGAAAACAUUGAGCUGUUUCAAGUGAGACUUUGUGAUGAACUGUACUGUCGGCAAAGAAGAUUGAAUAUUUUUGAGACAUUGGAAGCAACGUGUGUUCGAACUGUCUGUUGGAAAAUUUGGACUGGUUUUGUUUCUGUAUUUUAAAUUAUAUAUUAUUUUUAAAAUUUUAAUCCCUGUCUGUGUUUUAAUUUAUUUAUGUUCCUCGUCUGGAAGGCACUGUAGAGUGCAGGCGACAGUCAGUUUUUGGAAGGCUGUUACUACAAUUUUGUAAUACAUGUGACUUAACAAUCUUAAAUGGCACCUGCGCUGGAGAUGAAAAUGGCCGAUAUACUUACAUAAGCACUAUGGGCAGUAGCACAAUUCAUUAUUUCCUUUGCUCUAGAGAAAUGAUUCCAGGCCAGUUUAGUCCAGAGAUAACGGAGCGAUUCGAAUCGAAGCAUCUGCCCCUGCAGUUGACCUCAAAUCGGGACAUAGUGAUAUCAGAGACAGAACCAGUAACUAUAGAGAAAAUUAUCUUAGAUAACAAUAAAUGCCAGUCUUUCAUGUCCAACAUAAAAAACGAAAAAGCAGGCAAGAAAUUAAAUGACGUUUUCGACAUGCUGGACGUCUCUGUCGAACAGUCAGUAGAACUUUUUAACUCUGGCCUUCUAAACGCGGCUCAAUGUAUGAUGUGGAAAAUUUGACAGGGCGAAGAAAGAGUAGGUGGUUUGAUUCAGUGUAUACAAGCCAAACGUGAAACGAGAAGGUGUCACAGGAAAUUUCGACGCACGGCUAAAACUAUCAACAGACAAAAAUAUGUAGAAACGAGUCGUAGGUAUCGAAACCUAAUGCAAAGCAAACGAAAGCAGUUUAAAAAGGAUCUGUUGGAAAAGCUGUCCACUUACACAGACAAUUCACAAGCAUUUUGGAAAGAAACAAAAGCAAUCUGCAGACAAUCUAACCACGAAUGUACUAUAGACAACAGAACAUGGUAUGAACACUUUUAAAAUGUUUUUCAAGGUGAUAUAGUAGAUUUUAGUCAUCUCCUGUGUCGAGAAUGUGAUAUUUAUUUUUUGACUAUAGACUUUCAUGAUGAAUGUCUUCUGUGUAGAUGAGCUAUGUCACAAACCUGCUGAGAUGUAUUUUUUAAAAAUGUUUUUUUUAAUUAGUAAAAGUAAUUGUUCGGGUGAGGUGGUAAAGACAGCUAUCACUGAGGCUGUUAGUGUCAACAGUCUGAGGCGUGCCGCGCCAUACGGGGAUGGCUGGCCGGUCUUUGUGUAAUUAAGUAGUAAUGAUAGGUUGUUUGGUGGUUACUUUGAACAAAGGAAAGAGUGUGAUAGUGUGUUGGAUGUGUGUGGUUUGAUUAGGGUUUUUCCUUGACGGGAGCGGGAAGAAGGGAGUCUCUUUGGUGUU
Pomacea canaliculata is the source of this 3794-nucleotide messenger RNA. RefSeq names its product E3 ubiquitin/ISG15 ligase TRIM25-like. The transcript has 9 exons. Gene Ontology annotation, cellular component: membrane. The record is from RefSeq and is a predicted model, not a curated record. Bases 182 to 1933 code for a protein of 583 amino acids. NCBI's taxonomy places the organism in Eukaryota, Metazoa, Mollusca, Gastropoda, Architaenioglossa, Ampullariidae. Gene Ontology annotation, molecular function: opioid growth factor receptor activity; zinc ion binding.